AUGCAGCCAGCGGCUGCUGCUGCUGCUGCAGCUGAAGCUCUAGCAGCAACAGCGGCAGCGGACAGAGGAAGCAGCCGCAACAGCUCCCUCAGUACGUGCUGCAGCGCAGUCCCCUUGCGCCCUAAUAGCUGCAGCAGCAGCAACAACAACAGCAGCAGCAGCAGCAACAGCAGCAGCAGCAGCAGCGGACCCUCUCCAAUGUUGGGUGUCCCUGGAGAAGACGGCCACAUCCGGCAGCAGCAGCGACUGCAGGAACUGCAGCAGCAGCAGCAAGAGGAGGAAGAGCAGCAGCAGCAGCAGCAGCUGCAGCAGCAGCAGCAGCAGCAGGAGCAUCCGGAUGACUGUGAAUGUUUAGACUGUCGUUAUUAUAUAACGGAGGACUCCGACGAGGCUGCUGCUGCUGCAUCAACAGCAGCAGCAGCAGCAGCAGCAACAGCAGCAGCAGCAGGGGGGCUUAUGGUAGCAGGUUUUGCUGCUAAACACUUAGGGACAGUUGUAUUCAUGAGGCAUGGAGCAAGGGCCCCUAAGGUGCGAGUAUCUGCUGCUGAUGCUGCUGCUGCUCCUGAUGCUGAGCAACAGCAGCAGCAAGAAGCAGCUAACAGCAGCAGCAGCAGCAGCAGCGGUGGGGCUGAUGCAGCAGGAGAAGAUGUUGCGGAUGCUGAUGAGCAGCAGCUAGAAGAGUCUAUAGAAUCAGCAGCAGACGGCAUCAACAGCAGCAGCAGCAGCAACAACAACAAGAGCAGCAAGAAAUCCAUGGCAGCAGCAGGAGGAGGAGGAGGAAGCAGCAGCAGCAGCAGCAGCAGCAGCAGCAGCAACGAAGGAGACACAAUAUGGCCAUUUGGGGGACAGCCUGGUUCGUUAACAGAAGCAGGAUGGAGACAGUCUGUUGCUGUAGGUAUAAAUAUAAGACAAGCGCAGCAGCAGCUGCGUCGUUGCAGUGCAUGCGCAGCAGCAGCAACAGCAGAAACAGCAGCAGCAGCAGCAGCAGCAGGACCUUGUAGAGGUCUCCCUGUAGUUGUCUGCAGCACAGAAUCUAUAAGAUGUCUGCAGACAGCACAAGCAGUAAUAGCGGGUAUGCAGCUAGCAGUCCUAUCCCCCCAGCAGCAGCAGCAGCAGCAGCAGCAGCAGCAGCAGCAUGACCACCAACACCAUCACCAUCACCAUCAGCAGCAGCAGCAGCAGCAGCAGCAAGAAAUAUAUAGAGGGAGGGACUGUCUCCUCGUAGACGCAACGAACUGUCUCUUUGCUGCAGCAGCAGGAUCUCCUGCGUCUCUUGCAUUGAAGGCAAAAAGCCCGUUAGUAAAAUUACAUAAGAGGAGGGCCCUUUGCUGCAGCAGCAACUAUGCUGCUGCUUGUGCUGCACUGCAGCGGGAAGCAACUUUGCUGCGCGAAUUAACAGGAUGGAGCAGCAAAGAGGGACUAAGCGUCAUGAAGAAAUUUGUCUCCUUUUAUGGUGCUUAUUUAUACCAUGGUGUCCCUCUUCCUCUCCUUAAGGGAGGACAUUCGUCUCUUGCUCUCCUACGCAGCAGCAACAGCAACAGCAGCAACAGCAGCAGCAACAGCAACAGCAGUCAUAGCAGCAGCAAUAGUAAUAGCAGCAGCAGUAGCAACUCCAGCUAUAAAUACGCGAAAAAAAGCAUAGGGGACUGCAGCAGCAAUAACAGCAGCAGCAACAGCAACAAGAGCAGCAGCAGCAACAAGAGCAGCAGCAGCAAUAACAGCAGCAACAGUAGUGUUGAUGGAAGGGGUACUGAUGGUGUACAACGCUGCAGCAUUAGCAGCAACACCAGCAGCAGCAGCAGCAGCAGCUGGAGCAGCUCAAGAAGCAGCACGGGCAGCAGCUGCUAUAAUACACCAUCUGCUGCAUGCAGACAGUCCAUGCAUGCAGAGGCAAACCCUGCAGCAGCAGCAGCAGAAGUUGCAGCUGCUGUUGCAUUUGCUGCAGCAGCAGGAACAGAAAAUGCCCCAACAAACACUUGUUCCCCUCCAACUGCCACCACAGCAAACAGCAACAGCAGCAGCAACAGCAGCAGCAGCAGCAGCAGUAGGGACCCAACUCCUACAUCAGCAUGUAUCUCUAGCUCUAUGAACAGCAGCAGGACGGUUCCUGCUGCAGGAGUUGUCUCUCCACCUCCAUCAUCUGCUGCAGCAGCAGCAGCAGCAGCAGCCGCUGCCGCAGCAGCAGCAGCAGCAACAGGAGGAGGAGAAGAAAAAGAAGAGACAAUAAGUCCUGAUGAUUUAUUAGCAGCAGUAUUUAGAGGUGCAGAUCUUGUUGCUCGUCUACAGUAUGCAGAGGAAGAAGAAGUUGGAUGGAGGGCAGGAGGCAUAAGUCUAUGCGAGAUUGCUGCUAGACUAGAGAGAAUGGCUGAUGCUGCUGCUGCUGCUGAUGCAGCAGCAGCAGCAGCAAGUGCUGCUGCACAGGCUGCUGCUGAACAGGCUGCUGUUGCGGAUGAUGAUACAACACAGGAUACAAUUAUACAAGAAACAGAAGCAGGUACAAAAACAGCAGCAGCAGCAGCAGCAGCAUCUAAAGCAUCUGCUGCUGCUGCUGCAGCAGCAGAAGCAGCAGCAGAAGCAGCAGCAGCAGCAGAGGAAGUAGAGGGUUUAUGUAUAUUUGUUACCCAUCAAUCUGCCCUUCUUGCCCUCCAAGCAGCAUUAGGUGUAUCUGCAGCUCAUAUACAAAUUCCUCAUUUUGCUUGUUAUCUACAAGCUGAGCUCCUUGAGAUAGAUGUACCCAGCAGCAGCAGCAGCAGCAGCAGCAGCGGCAACAGCAGCAGCAGCAGCAGUGGUAGUAGCAGCAGCAGCAGCAACAGCUGCGGUGAUGGGGGCUGGGGCGGUUGUCGUGGUGCUGGAUGCAGCGAGGAAGCAGCUGCAGCAGCUGCAGCAGGAGAUGAAACAGCAGCAAGACCUGCUGCUGCUGCAGCAGAAGCAGCAGCAGCAGCAGAAGGUUCACGUGGUGCUGUAUCUGAUAAUCCGGAAGCUGACAGCAGCCACCACUGCAGCAGCAACUGCAGCAACCACUGCAACAGCAGCAGCAAAUGCAUAAUGGGCAGCAGCAGCGGCUGCUGCUGCAUGUGCUGCAGCGGAGCACAUUUCGGGUGUACAGACACCUCAGCAGGGGAGGAUGCACAAGAAGGAGGCACAGCCUUAACCCCAUCAGCCUCCCCCAGCAGCAGCAGCAGCAGCAGCAGCACUGACAGCAGCAGCAGCAGCAGCAGCAGCAGUGGUUCAUCAUGUAAGACAGCAGCAUUUGCUGCUGUCCCUGAGGCAAGACGUCUGUUGUCUCUUUUGUCUCCUCGUCCUAAGAAAGAGAGAAGGAGACACCCUAAUGUAGCAAUAAGAUGGUGUAUAAAUGGAGACUGUCCCCUUUCCUUACCAGAGGAGCUUCGUUGGAAGGCCCUUAACAGCAGCAGCAGCAGCAGCAACAGCAGCAGCAGCAGCAGCAGCAGCAACUGUAAUAUAGUACUUCUUGAUGAUUUGCUGCUUUUUUUAGAUAGCCGCUGGGAUCGAUUCGGCCCGCCGAUCCCACCCGAGCCGCUGCUGGCCCUUCGUGUUGCAGAGAUGACGGAGGAAUUAGAGCAGCAGCAGCAGCAGCAGCAGCAAAUGCGCAUGCAGCAGCAGCAGCAGCAACAGCAGCAGCAACUCAUGUUACAACAACAAAAAAAUAUCCAAUUGCAAUUACAACAACAACAUAUCCAGGAACAACAGGAACAACAGCAGCAGCAACAACUGCAGCAGCAGCAGCAGCAACUGCAGCAACUGCAGCAGCAGCAGCAGCAGCAGCAGGCGGGGGAGCAGAAGUACUACUUAGAUGAUAACCCCAUGACAGAUAACCGCGUCAGGCGCUACAGACUCGCCAUACCCGAGACCUCCUGCGGCACAACAGCAGCAGCAGCAGCAACAGCAGCAACAACAGCAGCAGCAGCAACAGCAGCAGCUACAACAGCAGCAGUCCCUGCAGAAGCAGCAGCUGUACCUGCAGCAGCAGCGUCUCCUGUUGCUAAACGCGGGGGUGAUAUUCACCGUAUAAUUUAA
Molecule: messenger RNA, 4035 nt
Organism: Eimeria maxima
Lineage: Eukaryota; Apicomplexa; Conoidasida; Eucoccidiorida; Eimeriidae
Exons: 1
Coding region: 1-4035 (1344 amino acids)
Source: RefSeq, a predicted model, not a curated record